GUGAAGCCCGGACUUGCCUGCGACUGCCGGCGGGCAAAGGCCGCUCGCGAGCCAGGGCUGGUGGCCCUAAUGUGGGGCUGUCAUGGGGCGUGAGGAGCGGAGACUUCACCAUGAGUUUCCUGAUCGACUCAAGCAUCGUGAUUACGUCCCAGAUUCUGUUUUUUGGAUUUGGGUGGCUUUUCUUCAUGCGCCAGUUGUUUAAGGAUUAUGAGGUGCGUCAGUAUGUCGUACAGGUGAUCUUCUCUGUGACUUUUGCGUUCUCUUGCACUAUGUUUGAGCUUAUCAUCUUUGAAAUCUUAGGUGUGCUGGACAGCAGCUCUCGUUACUUUCACUGGAAAAUGAACCUGUGUAUUAUUCUGAUCAUCUUGGUUUUCCUGGUGCCUUUUUACAUUGGCUAUUUCAUCGUGAGCAACAUCUGGCUGUUGCAUAAACAGCAACUGCUUUUUUCCUGCCUCUUGUGGUUGACCUUUAUGUAUUUCUUCUGGAAACUGGGAGAACCAUUUCCCAUUCUCAGCCCAAAACAUGGCAUCUUGUCUAUAGAGCAGCUCAUCAGCCGGGUGGGCGUCAUUGGAGUGACCCUCAUGGCCCUGCUAUCUGGAUUUGGUGCUGUCAACUGUCCCUACACAUACAUGUCCUACUUCCUGAGGAACGUGACAGACACAGAUAUCAUGGCACUGGAGCGGAGACUGCUGCAAACCAUGGACAUGAUCGUCAGCAAAAAGAAAAGGAUGGCCGUGGCCCGGAGAACCAUGUUCCUGAAGGGGGAGGUGCACAACAAGCCCUCAGGCUUCUGGGAAAUGAUAAAGAGCGUUACAACUUCAGCUUCCGGAAGCGAAAAUCUUAUGCAAAUCCAACAGGAAGUAGAUUCUUUGGAAGAACUAAGCAGGCAGCUUUUUCUGGAAACAGCUGAUCUCCAUGCUACAAAGGAGAGAAUAGAAUACUCCAAAACUUUCAAGGGAAAAUAUUUUAAUUUUCUGGGUUACUUUUUUUCUAUUUACUGUGUUUGGAAAAUUUUCAUGGCAACCAUCAAUAUCGUUUUUGAUCGAGUCGGGAAAACUGACCCUGUCACAAGAGGCAUUGAAAUCACUGUGAAUUACCUGGGAAUCCAAUUUGAUGUGAAGUUCUGGUCCCAGCACAUUUCCUUCAUUCUGGUUGGGAUUAUCAUUGUCACGUCCAUCAGAGGAUUACUUAUCACACUCACCAAGUUCUUUUAUGCCAUCUCUAGCAGCAAGUCCUCCAAUGUCAUCGUCCUGCUCUUAGCACAGAUAAUGGGCAUGUACUUCGUGUCCUCGGUGCUGCUCAUCCGGAUGAGCAUGCCCCUGGAGUACCGCACCAUCAUCACCGAGGUCCUUGGAGAACUGCAGUUCAACUUCUACCACCGCUGGUUUGACGUGAUCUUCCUGGUCAGCGCGCUCUCCAGCAUGCUCUUCCUCUACCUAGCUCACAAGCAGGCGCCCGAGAAGCACAUGGCACCGUGAAAGCCAGUGCUGUCAGAAUUUGGGGGGAAAAGCAGAAAAACAAUGGAGGCUGGGGCCUGAUUUUUUUUUUAAAGCAAAAUGCUCUGGAAGCCUAUUCUUCCUCCAGUAUCAGUCUUCCUCCUCGGAUGAUGCUGGGAUCACCAGGGCAUCAGCUGGGACCUGAGAGAGGAGGAAACUCAGGGCAGUCCUUGGUAGAGACAGCCGCUCGUGUGGAUCAAGACCGGGGCCAGGUGCAGACAGCACACAGGGAGUGAAAGUACACUGGAACUCUAGAACAGGAAAUGUGGCCACAAACGCCUGAUGUUCUGUAAGUCUAGCUUCCUGCGCAGCAGGGUCUUGGCAUUCCCUUGAGGUUGACUGUCAUUAAAGUCUGACAUUGUAACA
This is a messenger RNA of Dipodomys spectabilis (banner-tailed kangaroo rat), 1862 nucleotides long. Its product is annotated as Golgi pH regulator A. The record is from RefSeq and is a predicted model, not a curated record. Gene Ontology annotation, biological process: intracellular pH reduction. Gene Ontology annotation, molecular function: voltage-gated monoatomic anion channel activity. The coding region runs from base 111 to 1478 and encodes 455 amino acids. NCBI's taxonomy places the organism in Eukaryota, Metazoa, Chordata, Mammalia, Rodentia, Heteromyidae. Gene Ontology annotation, cellular component: Golgi cisterna membrane. The transcript is spliced from 14 exons.